AUGUCGCCCAUGCGCCACAAAGAAGCGUAUGAUAUCCUUGGGGUAGAGCAGGGGGCAUCGUUGGACAUCGUUAGAUCGACGUACAAACGGCUCGCGUUGAAGACCCAUCCAGACAAAAACCCGGACGAUGAACAAGCUACAGCCGAAUUCCAACGAUUGGGCGAGGCGUAUCGCGUCUUGCAACGACAUCUUGAUACUGAAACAAAUUCAAGAGACCCCCGAUACUUCUACGAGAGCGACAGUGGCGAUGAUUAUGACGAAUACGACGACGAUGACGACUUCUAUGAUUACGAGGAUAUGUUCUAUGACCUGGAGGCGGAACGGGCAUUCUUCAGUUUCUUUUACACUCAUCCUUAUAUGUUCCGAGUCCCUGAGGGUGGACCAGGAUCUAAAUACUACAAAGAAACGCCAGAAUCACAGGAACAACGCGAGGCUCGCUUGGCACAAAUACGCAGAGAACAAGAAGAUGCGAGAACUUGUCGCGAAAGAGAAGAAGAGAGACGAAAGGCUCGAGCUCAGAUGGAUCGCGAACGGGAACAGAAAGAGGCAGAAGAACGGCAGAAAGCUAAACACAGGAGUAAAAAAGCAGCCGCUAAGAACAAGAAGAAACAUGCUGAAGACGUUCUGCGAAACCAGAAGCAACAAGCUCAGGCAUUACGAUCUUCGGUUUUCGCAGCAGCACGUGCCAACGAUGAAGCAACAGUGAAGAAGGGCAUCUGGGAAGACGGCGUGGACGCGUCCGGUGGAGAGAUCAAAAUCGGAUGUGAAGACUUUGCUCCACACCCAGUCGUAGACAAGCAAGAAACAUUGCUUCACAUAGCUGCGAUGAAGGGCAAUGUUGACUUGGUCGAGUGGCUGGAUGUUCACAAUGCUGAAGUGGAGGAACGUAACUCUGACGAUCUUACGGCUUUCCAUAUUGCUGUCCAAUAUGGCCACCCGUCGGUAGUAAAGUACCUCCUUGAAGCAUAUCCGCCCGGCGAGGACACUGGCCUUGUUUACUCAACGCCACAACGUACCUCAGUGAUGGCGAUGGCGCUUAGCAGCGGUAAACCGGACGUUGUUCGCUUGAUACAUGGUAGUAAGCUUUCAUCAAGAGAAGAGGUCAUCGCCGCGCUGGAGUCCAACCUAGAGGAAGGAGACGAAAAGAAACAAGUUUGUGCUCUCCUCGCACAGCUGGAGGGCCUGGAAAUCUCUCACGACGAACAGUCGAAAGAUAGCGACGAUGAAACUACGGCCUCAUCUCACAGCAGCGAGCCUUCAUCUUCAACACCGACAUCUCCUGCGGACGAUAAGCAUCAACACAACGAGGGGGGACCACCACCUCAAGAGCAUAUUGGGGAUCGGGGCAUCCGAGGGAGAGGCCGUGGUCGAGGUCGCGGACGAGGAAGGGGACGGGGCCAUACAAGAGGCCGUGGUUUCCGCAAUGGUCCCUCAAGUCAAUGA
Messenger RNA from Pleurotus ostreatus (oyster mushroom), 1443 nucleotides. RefSeq lists its product as uncharacterized. NCBI's taxonomy places the organism in Eukaryota, Fungi, Basidiomycota, Agaricomycetes, Agaricales, Pleurotaceae. Gene Ontology annotation, molecular function: protein binding. Bases 1 to 1443 code for a protein of 480 amino acids. The record is from RefSeq and is a predicted model, not a curated record. The transcript has 7 exons.